Molecule: messenger RNA, 846 nt
Organism: Coccidioides immitis RS
Lineage: Eukaryota; Fungi; Ascomycota; Eurotiomycetes; Onygenales; Onygenaceae
Exons: 4
Coding region: 116-688 (190 amino acids)
Source: RefSeq, a predicted model, not a curated record
GACUCCAUCCAACUCCAUUUCCCUCCUUUAAAAGGCUGCACUUGACUGCUCUUUAUCCGGCCGACCGAAGGUGACAGGUAGUGACUGCCUUCCGGACCCGGCAGCUUGACCCUUGAUGUCUGGCUUCGUUCACCCACUGCCGCCCAAAAUGCCCAUUCCUGCCACCGUUGUGUUGCUUGCAAGCUGCGUCACAGGUCGUUCAAUGAUGGCUCUCGCUUCGUCUUUUCCCAUUACAACCAGCGCCAUGACGACGGGCUGUGUCUCAGAAGAAGCGACAGCCACCUCUACUUUCCUUCUCGCGACAGUCCGCUGGAGAAAUUCUCCAUUCUCGCUGACCUUCGCUGACAACAGCCCGACGAGCCCGGAAGCAAUUCCGUUUACCACUGCUGUUGGCGACGGUAUAACAAACUCAACUGAUCCCGACACCACUAAUGUCAAAAGCGAUCUUGCUAUGAUCCACUUCGCUGCCGAUGAAGAUGGAUUUCUUGCCAAGCCAGGCCCAAGCCCAGGCAGUCCAAACCUUUGGGAGGGACAGUGUCGAAAACAAAAGCGAAAGUGUCGAAGGUGUUACACUGGAGUCCACUUUGCAUGCAUGAGAGAAUUUGGAAAAGCGAGGGGAAGAUGUUAUGAUUUGUUCAGAAAAGGUUGUGAGGAGAGAUGGGACUGCUCGUGUGAGAGACUGCGUUGAGGGCUUCUUGCAGCAUAUCCUAUUCGCAAUUCCAGCAGUAAGAUCAGCAGCCGUUCCCUCUCCGAUUAGAUUUUCUAUCACAUCCCCGACACUCUGGCCUCCGCUGAAAGUAUCGCUGGAACACUGAUGGAAGGGGCAGGAAAAUGCCAGCUUUGUGA